GCUGAUUGAGUCACAUGACUCGGCUCUCUCAUGGCCAAACAAACACAGCUGACGGCAAGCGCAUUUUAAAAAAGGCAAACCCAAAUAAUGUGGAAUAUUCAAUAACACAUCUGAGGCCAGUAAUCUUUCUGUUCUGAAACAAAGCAGGUUAUUUAGCAUGCAUCCUUUUGGCCGUGAAGAAGAGACCUCCAGACGCGAGCUCUUCGGCUUCUUCACGCGGUGUUUGAAGCGCGGUGAGUGGGAGCUCGCGGCAGCCUGCGUGGGUCAGCUGGGCGAUGCGCGGGGAGAUGAUCCACAUAACCCUCACGACAUCGUUAAAGCCAUCGUUACCCACCCAUACCCGCUCAGGUGGGAAACAGUGGGCAGCCCUCACAGACUGGCCUGGUAUUGGCUUCAAGUUCUGGAAAAGCAGACUAAAAUAAAGGUGAGCGGGUCUGUGAAGAGAGAACUGGAGUUUAUGUUGCUUCUAGAGGAACUUGGAGAUCUGCCACAGUCUGUACUUGAGGAGCUGCAUGAAGCCUUCCUGUACUCUGAGCAAGUAAAGGGAAAGACUCCAGGUGAUUCCACCCCUCCACUGAGUGCUGCUGUUCUAUCCUGCCUCCGUUCUCUUUUAACCUGCCAGCAGCCGCGGCUCUGCCACUCUCUCAUCAGCUUCCUUCAGCACGCAGACCAUUCCAGAGACCACGCCUUACAGGAUGUCUUCAUCCAACACCUCACAGAGCGAGUGAACAUACCUGUGGAAGAGAGGAAUGAGGAAUGGGUGGAGGAGGUGUGUUCAGCACUGGCCUUAGCACCGUGGGGUGCGGAGAGGUCAAAUGCACAGCUUGAGACCCUGUGGGAGGGUUUGUGGUCAGCAAGAGAAGGUCCCAUGACGGAGGAGAGGAUUCUGGGAUGUCUGCUGAGGCCGCAGGGUCAGGCUCUGUUGAUGGCGUACAGCUCCACGGCACUCAGGCUACUCAAAGAGAAACUGCUGAGAGAAGCUCCACAUGCACAGGUUGACUUGCCUGAUCUGGAAAGGGUCAUGCUUGGCUUGUGCUGUCAUGGUGACAAGAGUUUGGUGUGGAAAGCCAUCUACUUUGAGUGUUUGAGCACGGGAAAGCACUUUCUGGAACAGGUCUUGCUCACUGGAUUAGAUCUCAUAAAGAGGGAGGAGUUUGCCAAACUAGAAACACUAUUGCAGGCUGAAUUUCAGCCUUUGUCCCGCCUCUUGUUGUUGUUGAGCUGGAUGCAUUGUCAAAGCCUGGAUUCUGCCAAGACCCUUCUUAGAGUCCUACAUCACCAACAGCCCCAGAUAAAUGAUUCAGUGUUGAGUGUGUUAGCUUGCACUCUGUCCUCUCAACUUGUUGUGCUGGAAUGGUGCGACCAGAACAACCCAGGGAUAUCCCAUGAUGCCUUGCUGAGUCACUUACACAUGCUGGACCAUCACUCUGCCCUGUAUGUGCUGCACUCCCUGACACCCCUCGCUAAAUACGAGGAGCACAGAGUUCUGGAACUGCUGCAGAGAACAGGUAUAAGACACGGGGGUCAUUUGAAUUCACACAGAUCUGAAGAAACUUUAAAUCUUUGUUCUACGUUUGUAGGAGAUCCUUCAUCAGUGGACUCACCCAGUAGCUCUGUCCAGCGGAACAUCAAUCUGUUUCGAGGCUUCUGUGCCAUGAAGUAUGCCCUCUACGCCAUCUGUGUGAAUGCACACAUGCACACCGGCUGCCUGGAUUGUGAGCCACUGCAUCAGCAGCAGACAGAGGCGGGUCAGGGGGAGGAGCCAACUGAAGGAUGCUCUGAUCUAUUCCAGCACUACCUAUCAGAAUGUCAGCUGUACCUGGAAGCUGUUCCAGCAUUAUUCCGUUUGGAGCUCUUGGAGAACAUUUUCUCUCUCCUCUUCCUUUCUGACACUGACUUCAGCCCACAAUCAGAUCAGAUCAGCACUGGCACAGAAACCCAACCAGACACAAACACAGAGAAAAGAAAACCGAACAGUACUAAAAGUAUGAGCACAGCUGAGAGCAUCUUAAGAGCAGAAAAGGAAAGUGGAAAAAUGGAAGAAUUGAAGGAAGAGAUCCAAAGCAGAGAGUCUGAUCAGAUAAACCCUGAGCUGGGCCACCUGACCUCAGGGUGUCGAGGGUUUCUGGUGGACUUGAGUGUUAUGGAGGGGAUUCUGCGGCUGGUGAGGGAGGGCUUGGAGGGCGUGUGUGGGGUGGUGCAGGAGGAUGGCAGGGUGCUUGUGUCCGAUGUGGAGUUGGCAGAGAGUCUUGGAUGUUCUGUUACCACGGAAACAUUCAGUGCCCGGUUACAAAGAUUGUCUAAAUACACAGCAGAAGCCCAAUGGAGAUUGCAGAUUGUUACUAGUAACCAUGGCAAUGGGAAUGAUGGCUUGUACCUCCCAUCACCUCUCCCCAGUCCGGCACUUCCUCUGAAAUGCCAGGGCAGCAACAACAGCAGUUCAGGUGUUUGUAAAAAGAGAAGAAACCAUCGGCAUCGCUCUGAACAUCAUGCCUCAUCCGAACGACAGAAUGGGGAGGUCAGCACCAGCACCUCAGAUGGAGGGGCGUGUGUUGGGGCUGUGCGCCGUGGGAGUGAUGUGUGUCCUUGUGGUGGACCGCAGAGCUGGCUGGUUCCUGCAAUGCUCUCCCCACCUGAGUCUCUCCUCAUCGCCUGCAUACGCAGAGGCAACUACAUAGAAGCCCAGCAGGUGAUUGCGAUGUAUGGCUUGGAGAACUCUGAGUGUGCAGGUGAACUGGUCUUUAUGGAUCGGUACCGGGAUGUUCUGACCGAGCUGGCUCAGGUGGAGCAGAAGAUAGAGAGCCAGUCACUUUCUUCGUCAUCCUCAUCUUCUGAGGGUCUGGGCACAGUGAGUGUUGCUCCGGCAGGCGGGACCAGAUUGGGCAGCAGCAGCAGAUUAACACUCCAAAGCAUUGGGAGUGCAGCAGCCGCAGGCAUGGUCUUUUAUUCUAUCUCUGAUGUGGCUGAACGUUUACUCAGUACCUUGAGCCAGCCGAUACCCUGUCUAGAGGACAAUUACUGGCUCUCCCAGUGCUCUGUAGACUCCCUAGACCUGGUGCGACCCCUGCUGGAAGAGUUGAGCCCUUCAGCUAUGGCGGCCUUUGACCUCGCCUGCUGUCAGUGCCAACUGUGGAAAACUUCAAGGCAGCUGCUCGAGACUGCCGAAAGAAGACUCAGCAGUUUUCUGGAGGCCAGAGGUGUACGAGUAGAUUCUAAGGUUCCUCAUGCCAGCGGUAUUAGAGGCUUCCCUUCAGUACUGCAACAAAUCAGCAAGGUCCUUAAUAGAACCUCCACCAUCAAAGGAACAAACUGUAAUGGAGAGGAGAAUGCUGUCUACAGCCCCUUUGGCUGUAGUGCCCAGGAAGUGCUGCUGUCUUGUAAUUCAACAUUAACAGAGGAGAGUAUCGCCUCCUGGCUAAACCUGAAUCAGUGCCUAGAGGUCACACUUCAAACCCUGACCUCUGCCACCAACACCUCAGUAGAUGGUCUGGUGGGGAGCUCUCUUCUGACAGCACUGGCUGAACAGGCUGGUCUUAAGCAGUCUGAACUCGCUUCCCACCCGGUGCGGACUGCUAUGAAACAACUCCUACAACAUCUGGACCAGCUCUGCCCGUUUGAGCCUGACAGCACCCCUGGCAGGCCAGAUUACAUACGCAACUUCCUUGAUUAUGUCAAUGUGUUGGCUUCAGUACUAGUGCGCAGUCUAUGGUCAGAGGAUCAGUCCACGGAAGUGAAACUUGGAAAUCCUCUUUUACUGUUGCUUCAGUCGCCUACCCAGCUUCUCUCUCUUCUGCUGUUUGACAGACAGGUGUCACCAGAUAGGGUCCUGUCUCUCCUGCAGCAAGAGCGGCUGCGUUUGAGUGUGCAACAGGUUGUAGUUCAGCGCUGCUGUGAAACUCUACCUCUUUGGGAUUCUAGGGCUGUGAGCUUUUCUCAGGGGCAGACAAGGAUUGCAGGGCUCAGCAGUGGGGCGUUCUGCCCAGCCAGCAUUGCCUCAAUUCUCCAGCAGUACACUCAGGAGUGUGCCCCUGCCCUUGACCUCUCUGAUCCUGCCGCAACCUCUGACCCCAGUUCUGAGUCUGAGGUCUCUGUGGAGGAUAUGUCUGCUACAUCCACCAACCUCUCCACUUCUCCGGCCUCGCUAUCUUCAUGCCCUCCUACUUGUUUUCUCCUCACUCCAUCUGCGCUGUCUUUCCUGAAGUCCCGUUCACCCCUCGUCGCCGCUCUGGCUUGCCUCAGUGCCAGUCAGGGUGGCGUGACCCGGGUAACCUCCUCUGGCUGGUCAGGCUAUUUUCGUGGAUCUGGACGUAAAGAGGUGGUUUUGGAUGGAGACCAGAUCUCAAAGGAAGGGGAAGCCCUACUUAAAAACUUCCCUAUCCUCAGAAUGUACCUACGGACCAUGGCUGAGCCAGUUCUAGGGGUCUCAUUGGAAGCAGAUGAGGGUCUUGGGGCGGCUCUCUGUGGGAAGCCUGUGAUGGGAAUGUUGUUUUCUGGCUCGCAAGGCAAUGUUGGACAAGCAAUGGCUGCUGAGGCUUUCCAGCAAGCCCUAAAUAUGGGUGAUUUGAACAGAGCCUUAGAACUCCUAGAGCUGUAUGCACAACCCUGCAGUCAGGAGGGGGCACUCCGGGACAAACUACUGGCAUGCACUGCACUGCAAGAAUGCAGCAGUGUGGAGCAGUUGUUUCGUGUAAGAGACUGGGAGCUGCGUGGACGUGUGGUUCUGCAGGGUUUGGACCGCUGGCCUUUACAACAGUGUUUGGAGCUGCUGCAAUUCUGUCUCAGUGACCAGAACACUCAGGAUCCCCUCCGAGAACAGCUUCAGCAGAGGAAACACGAGCUGGACAUGUACCAGCGGAUGCUGAGUUUGCAGCCAGCUUUGUCAUGGGAGAUGUGGCAGGAGUUGAGGGAGGAGUCUACAAAGAAUCCUGAAUCUGUAUUCAGUCUAAUGCUGGAGGCCAGGGAGUUUGAGUUGUGUACCCAGUGGGUGCAGAUGUAUUCAGUCUCUGAUCAGUCUCGAAUGCAGCUGCAGACCGAAUACCUGCUAUACCUCCUAGAACAGAAUCACAAAGAAGAUGCUUUCCAGCUCUUGGAGGCUCUCUCUGAUUCUUUGGGUUUGGAGGUUAGUGAGCGAGCCCUGGACCGAAAACCUGGAUUAGCUGCCUGCCACUUCCUGUCAGACUACCUCACACUACACUUCCAGAGUCAGAUGACCCCAGCGCGAAGGCGACACAUCAAUGCCCUUCACCUUGGCUCCAAGGUUCUACUGACUCUGCCCGAAGCAUCUCGUCAGGACUAUUUUCCCCUGCUGUCUGAUCCGCUUCUCAUGCUGGAGCAGCUGCUGAUGAAUCUGAAGGUAGACUGGGCCACUAUUGCCGUUAGCACUCUACGGAGCCUUCUGCCAGCUCAGGACGCCGGCAUCACCCACCAACACAUUGACACCUUACUGGCAGAGUAUGCCCAGAAGGCUCUUGAUUUUCCUUAUGCACCAAGAGAGUGGUCACGUUCUGACUCUGUCAUUAGUCUGCAGGAUGCAUUUCUGCAGUGUCCAGCCCAGGAGAGUUGCCCCUCUUCUCCAAGCCACACCCCUCAUCUAUCUGCAGGCAGCACACCCAUACACACACCUUCCAGGGAGAGACACCCUAGUGGGAAGAAGAUCCGGCAGCUGGCCACACCUUUCACCCCUCCGGAGAAAACCCCUGAUCGCAAAGACUGGAUCCCAGACCACAAACAGCACAUCUGUAUGGUCUGCCAGAGGGAGAGAUUCACCAUGUUUAACAGACGGCACCACUGCAGACGCUGUGGCAGGCUGGUGUGUCAUUCCUGCUCCAGCAGGAAGAUGGUUGUAGAGGGCUCUGAAGAGCCUGUCAGAGUCUGUGACCAGUGCUACAACUUCUUCCACACAGACUCAGAUGAGAAGUUCGAACAGGGGGAAGUUGGCAGCCCUGCAUCUGUUGAUGGAGUCCUAAAUGGGGUUCUCAGUCUGCCUGAAGUUCCACAAAAGCAGUACCGCUUGAGUCCAAACCAAGUAGAGAACCAGCAGCUGAAGAGCGAAUUCUACUAUGAACAGGCACCCAGCGCAUCACUGUGUGUCGCUAUACUGACGCUACACAGUGAUCACGCAUCCUGCGGUCAACAGCUGAUUGGCCACUGCCGCUCACUCUCUCGCAAACUGACCAAUCCUGAGGUGGAUGCACGUCUGUUGACAGACGUGAUGCGUCAGCUGCUGUUCAGUGCCAAACUUAUGUUCGUAAAUGCAGGAUGCACCCAUGAGCCAGCACUCUGUGACAGUUAUAUCAGUAAGGUGGAUGUGUUGAAGAUCCUAGUCAGUGCAAACUACAAAUAUAUUCCGUCUCUGGACGAUAUUCAGGAAACGACUGCAGUGACACGUCUGCGCAACCAGCUACUAGAGGCAGAAUACUACCAGCUGGCUGUGGAGGUGUCGACUAAGAGUGGACUAGACCCGAACGGCGUUUGGCAGGCGUGGGGUAUGGCCUCUUUGAAGGCUGGAAAUCUGAGUAGGGCUAGGGAGAAAUUUGCCCGCUGUCUAAAGGCACCAGUAGAUCGGAACCAGCUAAACCAUGGAGUGAGACUUCUGCAGGAGAUCGUUCAGCACCUGGAGUCCACAGUCAACCCCACUCUGAGAACGACUGUGGAUGAGGACAUCCUGGCCUCUUUGCGUGAGCUGGAAGAGGCUCUCUCUGAUUCUGCUCCUCUAGAUGGAGCAGAGAGCAGAGUUCAGCAGUGCGGCUAUUAUCAGGAGUGUCUGUUUUACCUGCUCUCUUAUGGCACACACCUAAGCCUCAUCAGCUUUUACCUGCGUCACGACUGCCUGAGAGACGCACUCACCCACUUACACAAAAAGGAGUGUUCAGAGGAUGUGUUUCUUGAGGGCAUCUUUCAGCCCUGUCUUGAACGUGGGGGGUUGGGAGCUUUGCAGGGUCUUUUAGAAACUCUGGACUCCACGCUGGAGACCUGGGGCCGUUACCUUCUUUCAGCCUGCCAGUUACUGCAGCGCAGGGGACACUACCACUCUCUGUACCAACUCCAGCAGUUCAUGAUGGAUCACGUUCGUGCCGCUAUGACCUGUAUCCGCUUCUUUUCUCAUGGUGCUCAGUCAUACCUGCAGCUGGGAGAACAGCAGCGCUGGCUGAUUCAAGCCAAAGAGCACCUGAGAACUUACCUCCAGGAACAACAGAGCCGCAGGAAAUCACACAGCUCCUCUUUCAGGAAGAAAAUGAGCUCCACUGAUGUCUCCAGGCACAUACACACAAUUGAGCUGCAGUUGGAAGUGACACGCUUCUUACAGCGCUGUGAAAGCUCACCAUCCAAGAAAGCUGUAGGUCCUGCCCUCACAGGGAAGAGUGCCCCACCCACUCUGUUUGGAAACAGCCCCAUGAAGGUGGACGUGGCCUGCAAGGUGAUGCUGGGAGGCAAGAACGUUGAGGAAGGUUUUGGCAUUGCAUAUCGAGUAAUACAGGACUUCCAGCUGGAGGCACUGGCGUUGUACAUACGGGUCGGACAGCGCCUUGUCCGGCAGCGUCAGUACUCUUCUGUGCAGCAGCUCCUGAAGUGUGUAGGGGAGUCUGGGACGGCCUCUAAACAUGACUGUGAUGCUAUUGUGCUCAGCUGUGUCUCAGUGGCUGAGAAGAGUCCAGCUGAUGCUAAAGAACUAGAGGCCCUGAUUCUGGAGUCUAAGAAUCCAGAGAACAAGAUAAAGGCAUAUCUUCAGUGCAGUAAGCUGCGGGCAGCGUAUCUCCAGGCUGUGAAGCUUGAGCUUGUGAAGGCUGCUCCAUUUGUACAGGAUGUGAUGCGGGCCGCUGAGAGCUCAGGUGACUCUGUCAUGCAUGACAUAUGCCGCCAAUGGCUCUCGGAGCAUCAGGAACAAUCGACACGGCAACGACACAGCAAUAACUGAUAACCACUACCAAGUCCUAUUGUGGACUCUAAUUCCUAUUGGUCACUGGUAUCCUGCUGUGCUCUGAUUGGCUAGAGUGAAAUAAUGUGCCAGGAAAUGAAUCACUGUUGUGCCACUUUUAUAACAACGUCUGUUCGCAUUCAAGCUCAGUUUGGGACAAGUUCAAAUCCCAUUCCAGAACAAAAACCUUAUCCACUGAAGGCCUCUCAAUCUACCAGUCCCCAACAGAAAGAAAACUUCUCAGGUUAACUUUCCAGUGGUCAGAGACCGAAUUUUACAAUUAAGACAACAUUCACAUCUGUGCACUUUAGUGUGUGACUGGUUCUGUUCUCUUACUUCAGGAAAGGGAUUUUUCUAUUCCUCUUUGUCAAAAAGAAUUAUCCCUGUGACUAAAUCUCAUCCUGAUGGAACGAGGUCAGUGGUCAUAUGGCAGUGAAGUUAUCUGGAGU
Messenger RNA from Cyprinus carpio (common carp), 8364 nucleotides. RefSeq names its product zinc finger FYVE domain-containing protein 26-like. Lineage: Eukaryota; Metazoa; Chordata; Actinopteri; Cypriniformes; Cyprinidae. The transcript is spliced from 40 exons. Gene Ontology annotation, molecular function: phosphatidylinositol-3-phosphate binding; metal ion binding. Gene Ontology annotation, cellular component: midbody; lysosomal membrane; centrosome. The record is from RefSeq and is a predicted model, not a curated record. Gene Ontology annotation, biological process: double-strand break repair via homologous recombination; regulation of cytokinesis; mitotic cytokinesis. The coding region runs from base 158 to 7915 and encodes 2585 amino acids.